Messenger RNA from Scatophagus argus, 2879 nucleotides. It is a transcript of the gene guca1d, whose product is annotated as guanylate cyclase activator 1d. Gene Ontology annotation, molecular function: calcium sensitive guanylate cyclase activator activity; calcium ion binding. The record is from RefSeq and is a predicted model, not a curated record. Bases 597 to 1154 code for a protein of 185 amino acids. Lineage: Eukaryota; Metazoa; Chordata; Actinopteri; Scatophagidae. The transcript is spliced from 4 exons.
CAUUAGCUUAAUGAGCCUUUUAUGUCUACAGAGGGAGUAGGUUUGUCUUACAAGUGUCCCUCAUGGACCCCGAAGGGUCCGCUGGAGUCAGCUGGGGUCACAGCAGGGUUCCUGCCCGUCUCCACCAGGACACCCUGGUUAUAUAAGCAUCCUGCUUCAGGGCAAGCCCCACUCCUCACCUGUGGGUAGGUAAAGCCUCUUGGCUUGGCCUCUGUCCACAGGACUACGCGGCAGGACACCCUGAUCUCAUUAGCGAGUUAUUUUAGGUGCCUCUCUGAUUUUUCCUCCAGGACCUAAGAGGGUUAGAGUCCUGAGGUUUGCUCUGUGCCUGCACAGUCAGCUGGCUGCUGAUGCUGAAGUCUGCUGCUCCACACAUUUCUGACUUUUAUUCACUCCAGUUUUCUUCUUCUUCUCUGUCCCAAGAACAGGACUCAGGACUGAUUCAUCAAGACCGUCAAACCUCCAGACACUGAAGAUCCAACCCUCUGGUCUGAGGUCGUUCCCUGGGUUAGCCUCCUUUUAUAAAAGCCUCUCCUGUGAGGUGAGGACAGUCCGUCAUCCUUCUUCUGCUUCGGUGCUCCUGUCAGACCGCACCAAUGGGGAACCACGGCUCAAACCUGGACGACAUCCUGGCCGAGGACAUGCACCACUGGUACAACAAGUUCAUGCGUGAGUCUCCGUCGGGCCUCAUCACGCUGUUCGAGCUGAAGGCCAUCCUGGGUCUGAAGGGCAUGAGCGAGAACGCCAACAGCUAUGUGGACCAGGUCUUCUUCACCUUCGACAUGGACGGGGACGGUUACAUCGACUUCGUGGAGUACAUCGCAGCCAUCAGUCUGAUGCUGAAGGGGGAAAUCAACCAGAAGCUGAAGUGGUACUUCAAACUGUUCGACCAGGACGGCAACGGAAAGAUCGACAGGGAGGAGCUGGAGACCAUCUUCUCGGCCAUCCAGGACAUCACCCGGAACAGAGACAUCGACCCCGAGGAGAUCGUCUCGCUCAUAUUUGAGAGGAUCGAUGUGAAGGGAGAAGGUGAGAUGACCCUGGAGGAGUUCAUCGAGGGAGCCAAAGACCACGAUGACAUCAUGGACAUGCUGAAAAAAAUAAUGGACCUGACGCCGGUGCUGGUCAUCAUCGUGGAGGGCCGAGCGGGAUGAGACGGCAGUGAGCAGCCACAAAGACUAACCAUAUCAGAAUUAAACACGUAACGAUAAAACCAUCAGCCCUCAUCCCCCUCACAAAAAGAGAAAAGACUCGUCCACGUCCUCACCUGGUCAGAGCGAGGCAGCAGGACACAACAGACGCCAAAAACACCAAACUCUGAUUGGCUGUCCUGAUGCUCCUCCCUCCCCGACUCCCCAAACACAAACCAAUUUCCCAGAGACCACCUUGAUCCAGUGUCACAAAGAUCCUGCUUGUCCAAAUAUGUUCAAAGCCACAGCACUUUAUCUUCGAUUUCCAUGAUGAGCCAACAAACACGACCCAGACGAACCGCAACACCUUCUGGACCCAACUGAAUCCUGACUGGAGCUCGCAGGACCAACAGUUGUCACCCAAUGUUGUUUUUGAUUUAGACCUAAAAAGCUUUUGUGCAUCUGCUUGUUUAGAGGUUUAAAAUUCAGGAUUUAUGUUCAACGAGCAUUUUGUAGAGAAUUUAUUCAGAGUAACACGCUGACAUCUGGCACCUCAGCCUCAGCCAAAUGUGUUGACAGUGAAGCCCAAGUCAUGUACAGAGUUUGGCAGCCAUAAAAACCAAAGAGCCUUGACCCUGAAUAUUUCUCUCAAAAUGGUUUUCGCUCUUCUUAAAACUCAGGGCUUGUGAGGUUCAGUCCAAACGGAUUUUACUGAGAGACAAGGAGGGGACAGACCGGGCUGAUGGACCACUCCCAGUCUCGAUCCCAGUCCCAGUCUUUGGCUGAGAUCGUUCAGUGUUGGUCUCGGUGUCAGGUGUCAGAGUCACGUUUCUGUCGGGGACAACAUACGACCUUGAUUCCAAACACGUCUGCAUCAGUCAUUCGGAAUCAAAGUGUGGUGAAGGCUGAGCCUCCCGUCGACACUCCCCUCAUCCCCACUCAUGAUCCUGUUAUCUUUCUGUUAGUCGAGUAGUUUGUGCUGCACACAGUUCUGUGUUUAAAUGCGAGUCCGAGAACAGAGCAUGCUGGGAGUCCUGCAGGGGCUGCUGAUCCUCUUAAUGCUGUAAAAGUUUCAGCAGCCUGAGCUGUCAUGGAGCAGAUUUACGGACGGCUUCGGUACCACAGUGUUUCUCUGUGAGAGACCAGCUCAGCAUUCAGUGUGAACCAGAAACCGCCUGCUUUAAAACAUCACAACACAAACAGUGAGGCUGCGCAGAGCCGAGUGCAUUCAGGACAAAUUCGUCUUCAACAACCUGAUCCACCUGCUCCUCUGGAAGCAGGCCAGCCCCGAGGUUCAACCAGGCCAGCCCAGGUGUGAUUUUCCAUUCAGGUUGUCAUUUCUUCGCCUGACAUUUAAAAGUAAAGCAGCAGAAAUGCGUCAUAAAGCUGCGUUAUCUCACAGCGUUAUGGGAUUUUAGUUUUGUGUGAGAGGUCUCUUAUUUUGAAGUUCAAUGAAUCUCCUGAACGAUUCAAGUGUUGCAAACCUUUUUACUUUUAUACACUGAUGUGCGAGACCAGACCAGCAUGAACAUGUUUGUGAAGUGGAAACUGAUGAGGUCUGAGUGGAAGAAAAGAGGCCACGUUGUCCUUAAAGCUGCUGAUAGUCGAGCGGUCGGCUCUGAGCUGCACGUUAGCAUCAGUGCUAACCACUCAUAGUGCAAUAGAGAUUUUUACAGCACGUCCUGCAAAACAGGUCAUUUUAAACUAUCAAGUCUUGUGUUGCCUUAUCAAUAAAAUUUUUGAACUAAC